CACAUCUCAAACCACCACCUAAUGUCAUUAUUAUCUGUUUACAGAUGGAAAUGCUGAACUAUAAAAUAUUGCCAACAGAUAUCAUUCGACCCGUGGUUGACCAGAGAUCUACAUGAUCUACAACACAUAGCGCAAGACUAAAUCGACCGGUUGAAGUUCCGACUUGCCACCAACGCAACCCACUCAGCGUCAACUUAACUGCUUCCCUGCAUCAGCCUGAAAUUCUUUUUUCUAUCUAUCACGAACUCGACCAACCAUGGUGGCAAGUCGAUACCUGUUGAUUGGCUGUCUCCUUAUCCUAGCUAUUGCCAGUUUCACUUGGCUUUCGCCUCUCUCAUCAUCACCGCCAGCUUCCGCUACGGUAGUCACUCACAUUGUGCUGUUUCAGUUCCAGAAAACUGCCAGUGCAGAGAGUAUCAAAGAUGUUCUUACCCGUCUCGCCGCUCUGAAAGACCAAUGUAUCCAUCCGUCAACGCAGAAGCCGUAUAUUCUGUCCUUGAAAGGCGGCACCGAUAACUCCCCGGAAAGAUUACAGGGAGGUAUGACUCAUGCAUUUAUUAUGGAGUUUGCAAACACCGAGGAUCGAGACUAUUAUGUUCAGAAGGAUCCUAUUCAUCUGGGCUUUAUAAAAGUUGCGGGGGAAGUCCUUGAAAAAACUCAAAUUGUGGAUUUUAUAGAUGGUGUAUUUGUAUAGCGGGUUAUAGCGCAUUAGAGCGAGGGGCAAGCUGGGCCGUCUAUUCUUGCCUGUAUACAGGUAGAGGGGCUAUUGGGACUUUGACAGUGAAAUCUGUAUUCCCUCUUCAGAAUACCGAAUGCUAGUCGAUUAGAGUUGUCAUCUAGAACUUUGUGAGUAUCAUCGACGUCACUCUUCGGGUACCAAGAAUGUCUAGGUCACGCAACAAGGACCGGAAAGAAUAUAUAUCUCCAAGCCCAGGAAUAAAAGAAACCAUCAUUAACGUAACAAAGAACUUAGGAACAGUAUAAAAAAAAAGCUUCAAAUCCGCGGAAUAAAUCACUCGGCGGCGAUAGAAGCUAUCUCAAAAGGGUCAAGAUACCUUUUUUCUGGAUCAACACAAUAUCUCUUUGUCGAUUGUUGACCGCUGGAGUUCUUUGCGAAU
Molecule: messenger RNA, 1118 nt
Organism: Paecilomyces variotii
Lineage: Eukaryota; Fungi; Ascomycota; Eurotiomycetes; Eurotiales; Thermoascaceae
Exons: 3
Coding region: 257-694 (145 amino acids)
Source: RefSeq, a predicted model, not a curated record